This is a messenger RNA of Colletotrichum spaethianum, 918 nucleotides long. RefSeq names its product centromere protein V. Bases 1 to 918 code for a protein of 305 amino acids. The transcript is spliced from 5 exons. Gene Ontology annotation, molecular function: carbon-sulfur lyase activity. The record is from RefSeq and is a predicted model, not a curated record. NCBI's taxonomy places the organism in Eukaryota, Fungi, Ascomycota, Sordariomycetes, Glomerellales, Glomerellaceae.
AUGACCGAACUCAAAGAGCAAGAGUCCAACCGGACCUACCGUGGCAACUGCCACUGCGCCGCCUUCGUCUAUGAGGUCGAUCUCCCCGAAAUCAAGACCGUGAGCGAGUGCAAUUGCAGCAUCUGCACCAAGAAGGGGACUCUCUGGGUCAUGCCGGCCCCCGAAAAAUUCCGCGUCGUUAAGGGCGCCGAGAAGGACCUCUCCAGCUACAAGUUCGGGUCGGAACAAAUGAUCCAUAAGUUCUGUGGGAAUUGUGGUACCGCCAUCAUGGUGGACUUCCCCAACGGGCCGCCGAACAUGAAGAUAGCGUUGAAUGUGCGCUCGAUCCAAGACCUCGACACCCUCAAGCUGGAGAGAAAACCUUUCAAUGGCGCAAGUUAUGGAGCCCAGUAUGAGCCUCCAGCGCAUAGGGGUCCGAGACCGACGGCCAAGAUCGAAGGGGGCAAGCUCUACAACGGAAGCUGCCACUGCGGCGCGGUCACGGUGGCGGUCAUCAGUAAGCCCAUCGACGAGACUUACGAAGAUACGAUUAUCGACUGCAAUUGCAGCAUCUGCGAGAGAGUGAGCCGCUACCCUGAUCGUGUCCAUGCGCACAACGCCUACAUCUGGGUUAAACCUGACGCUGACCAGCUCGUGCUGUCGGGAGAAGACGACAAUAUUGGCCGCUACACAUUCUCCCACCGCAUCCUCGCAAAGACCUUUUGCAAGACCUGCGGCGUCCCGCUCACGAACCAGUUCAACCCGCUGACGGAGGAGGAAUACAAUGCGUUGACCGAAAAGGCACAGUUUUGGCACAAGUGGUCCAAGGACAAACACCCUGUGAAUGUUCGGGUAUUGCAUGGGGUGGAUUUGAAGAGCCUGAAGAUUCAUCACGUAGACGGCAAGACUGAGCAUCAGCCGGGGUAUGUGAACCCAUGA